Messenger RNA from Physcomitrium patens, 2286 nucleotides. Lineage: Eukaryota; Viridiplantae; Streptophyta; Bryopsida; Funariales; Funariaceae. The record is from RefSeq and is a predicted model, not a curated record.
AUGUUGAUGUUUUCUACAAUCACUGUACCUGUUUCUGCCGCUCGCAGGCAGCAGCUCUCGUCUUCGAUCCCUUUGGGUUCUUCACCCAGGCCCUUGCUCUGACAUUGUCGGUGUCCCUGACCCUGUGCUGCAGUUGACCUCUGUUUCCUUAACUUGGUUGUUUCAAAAAGGUGGUUGGUACAGCGAUGGCGAUGCGAUUGGAGCUUUUGCAGCAUCACACAUCAUAUGAUGCUAGUCCCUCUGCAGCUCGCCCCCGCUCCGCAACUUUUCAUAGAGGGAACCCAGCGUCAUUUUGCUGGCGACCACUUCGGAACUUAAUUCAGCAUAACAUUAAAGCCUCGAACACCCUGCUGCUCAAUUCCCAGAUCUGUCAUUUCCUGGAUGCAAAUCCGCUAUUCAUGCUUCGCCCUCUCGAUAGACCUAGUUGUGUCAACAUAAAGCCUUCAGGUGUUGCUCAUGCUUCUGCACGCAAAGGAGGCAAUGGCGGGGACUACGACGAUCGGAGCGACUACAAGCAGCCAUCUCCCAAGGAGGAAUCCGGCAAUUUAAUGUCAUUUACAGUUAUCCUCAUUAAAAAAGUUGUCAAGCUAGCAGGUGUUCUGCUUGUCCUCGCAACAAUAUUUGCUGCUGCCGCUCCUUCCAUGUUUUCAUCGCCUAGAGGUCUCAAGACAAUCAUGUCUAUGGCCAGUCACACUAUUCCAGGCACUGUAUCGGUUGCACGUGCAUCCCUAGGCUGGAGGAAACCACUUUAUCUGGAAGGGGUCACAUUGAAAGGCAUUGACGGUGAAACGGUGCUAUAUAUCCCGAAAAUCGAAACUCGAGCGUCGCUCUGGUCGAUUGUCAGUGGCAAAGCUGGCUUUGGCGAUUCCACUGUAACGGCACCCGUGGUGGAUCUUCAACAAGACCCAGCAAGUGGACAACCUUACCUGGCCCUCGCACUUACCCCACUAGCGAAACUUCAAGAAAACAAACCAAAUCUGAACAAUAGCAAAAAGCGAUCAGUGGCCAUUGAGCCCCCAAGGGACGUCGCUCUGGCAGCUAGUGUUAAAGCUCCAAAUGGAGGUAUGGAGAUUGUUAAAGGAAAGGUCAUUCUCCCUCAAGAUGCUGCGACUGCCAUUGGUCCAAGUAUUUUUCUUGACGUAGCUGCUGGUCGGUUCGCAACUGAGGCCGAUGAUGCUUUGGAAUCGGCGGCUCACGAAUAUCGGGGCAAAUUACCAAUUCGUGGGAAUAUUUACUCAGAUCGAGCGCAAGCCGAAGGAUUGGGUUUUUUAAGCUUGCCUCAAGGCCAGAUUCACCUUCUAAGACCACUUAAAGCUGAGUUGGAUUUGACACCUGAAUUCGGAAAACUCUAUUUGGUGCGCGUGAAUCCUCUACUAGGGGAAAUUAUCGGACCGGCAAUUAGUGAGGACGACUUGCCAGACAUUACCAUUUACGCAGCUCCGAAAGACUUUCUUUUGCCCUCGGACGAGUAUUCUGUUCGCAUUGAACCCAUGAGGACGACGCUUGCAAAGGGGCAGUUAGUGGAUGGAGUCCUGACUCUUCUUAGGCGCCAAGAUCUUCUUAAGGGUCGCUCGCAAAUUACGGCUCUGACAUCACCUAUAGAGGCCUCCAUCAACCUCAAAACGGGUGUCAUAGCAUGUGAUCGUAUAGACCUUCUUCUUGCAGACCGCGUGCAUGUUGCAACUUGGGGCAUCAUGGACAUUCACCAUGAGACAGUUCAAAUGACACUUGCCAUUCCUGGGAGUACUUUACGGGAAACUCUAGGGUUAUCUCGCCUUGCCCACGAUUACUAUCUCAAGAUUCCAAUACGAGGUUCAAUGGAGCGACCACAAGUAGAUUUUAUGGCGGCAGGAAAGGGCAUUGCACAAUUGACGCUGCAGCAACAGUCAGGUUCGGCUGGUCAGCUUUUCUCCUCGUUUUUUCAGCAGUCAGACAAGGAGGCCAGCGCAAGCGAGGUUCCCAAACCCAUUGAUGUCCUUCCAUGGGACACUCGCAGCUAAGGACACUCGCUUCUACUUUUGUUUGCUUCCAACUGUACAUUAUUAAUCUGAGUGAGAGAGGAAGAGGGAGAGAGAGAGAGAGACGCUCACACGUCUGUUUUAAUCUUACGUGAAACCUGGAAUUGAAUUAUGCUGGAAGUGACGGUUGUAGAUUGCCCUCUCGAGGGCACGCGUGUUGACACAUCAGCCGGGUGGUUGUAAAUCUCUUCAGAAUUUGAGAGAGGUGAUGCUUCUGUCAAAUAUGUUGUCCUGAUUGAAGUGCAUGUGAGAACUGGUUUGGAGAUCA